AUGGAGGGUGGCCCAUCAAUCACUGACGCCAUUGAGAAAAAAGAUUGCAUGAGCUCUCAGAAUAAGUACCGAUCUGACUAUAGCGAUGAAAGCGACAGUGAGGUUGGUGUGACUUGGUCUCCUGGUGACGGAGUAUGUCCCUCAACAGCAGAGUUCCAUCAUUGCUGUCAGUCCAAUUUUGAUGAAUGGAAGGAUGCGACCUCAAUGCCUCUAAGUGACACUACCUCUUUCUACACCUACUUGGUUGACUUUCUAAGCCUCCUCAAACAUGUCCCCCCGUUUCUAUCCUGCCUCCCAGACGAUGUCCAUAUUACAGGGAGACGGAGAACAUUUCUUAUGCUUAGAUCCUCUCUACAGAUACACUCAACAGACGAUCCAGACUGCGAUCAACCUUACAAGCUGAUUGAUUAUCUUCAAUGCCUCGGAUUUCCAAAGCCUGUCGUCUACAAGCUGAAAGCUGAGACGCAAUUACAACCGAUUUUUCCGAUACACACCAAGGCCUUUCGCUCUGGGUAUUUUACAAACAUCGUUCUAGCUUGGUCCUACAUUGUUUCCUGCCGCUGGUCAGAAAUAUUCCAACGAGCAGGUUGGAACAGCCAGGUACUCCAUGAAAAUGGUAUGCAGAUUGAGGACUCUUUCUGGCAUCUUGUCACGCAAGGCUGCUGGUUAGCACUAGUGAAGAAAGAAACCGCAAAAUUCUGUUCUCCAUGGAUGAUGGCAAGUGAGGGGGCUAAAAAAAGCCGCAAUUGGGUGCCAGUCACACCAAAUUCGUCUCUGGCCUUUGAUAUUCUUGUGAAUUUUUGCAUAUCGGAAGGCCUGGAACUAGAAUUGACCACCGGUCUUGCGUCUGUUUUACUAUUGACCUCACGGAACACACCUUCGCCUAUCCUCGCUCCUGCUGUAGCAGCCCCGACUGCUUCUGCUGCCUAUCUACCAAGAGCAAAAGACGCAGUCUUUCAUGAACUUUACCAAUCUAUUGAUAGAUUUCUCACUUUAAGCUCCACACAGGAUGCAUUGGACUCGUUAAUAUGCAGUGCCUUUUUUGACCCAUCUAUUCCCUGUAAUAUCAUGGGAGCUGCAUCUUUGGGUGUGAGGAAAGCCCUCUCAACGGCGAACAAGAUGGAUAACCAACAGCUCCUUAGAGCGAUCACAUAUACGAACCCGUCUCUAUGUCACUUCUGGGUCGCAGCUAUUCGUGGAGGUCAAGUAGACUCCUUUCUAAACAUGAAGAAGACAGUCAUUACUCGGGCACAUGAGUUUCAAACUUCAUUUUAUUGCCGGUCAAGCACAUCGGUGCCCUGGUCACCUGCACCUCCCUUCGGCACAACUCCCGUCGAGAAUGUCAGUCUUGAAAUCCGACAACACCUCGGACAUAUGCACAGACCUAUCUCAUGGACCACAUGCUGGGUUCUGAGUUCGGGAAAGAGGAUCCCCGCGACCGAACCGUACCAAAUUCGUCAGUCCCAGGUUCAGAGGGUGAUACGCCCUUCAUCUACAGAGCAUUCUAACAACGUGUCCUACGCCGAACAAAAUGCUGCUGAUGAACAGUCAGGGGUUGCAACAUCACGUUUGUUCAAUUGGCAUAGAAGCUAUGAUGAUGGCAUCUGGCUUGAUGAUGGAACGGGAGACAUCGAAAUGAUUCGUCGACUCCAGCAGCACCAAUGGAUUAUCGAUCCAUUUUCCGCAAGUGAGCUUGACGAUCUAGUUGAAGAACCUAAGGAUCGCGAGCUGAACUUUGAGGGUAUCUUACUGUGGAUAGAUGAAACUGACCACCAUCGACACUAG
Aspergillus eucalypticola CBS 122712 is the source of this 1785-nucleotide messenger RNA. RefSeq lists its product as uncharacterized. Lineage: Eukaryota; Fungi; Ascomycota; Eurotiomycetes; Eurotiales; Aspergillaceae. The coding region runs from base 1 to 1785 and encodes 594 amino acids. The record is from RefSeq and is a predicted model, not a curated record. The transcript has 4 exons.